AUGGGUCUUUUUCAGUCCAAAAAGUCCUCCACUGACAACAAGAAGAGUUCAAAAGAGUCCUCUACUGACAACAAGAAAAGUUUAAAAGAAAAUCACUCGGUCAACAAAGUGAACCUUGUUCUGCUGGGAAUGUCCGGAACUGGAAAGAGUGCGAGUGGAAACACAAUCCUUGGAAGAACACAGUUUGUUUCAAAAGCCAGUUCAGUGUCGGUCACCACAGAGUGUCAGGCAGCAGAAACUGAGAUAAAAGGAACAUGUGUGCGUGUCAUUGAUACUCCAGACAUGUUUGAUGAUGAAAUCAAAUCAUCAGUUAAGAACCAACAUGUGACACAGUGCAAACAGCUCAUCUGUCAGUCAGAUCCUUGUGUUUACUUACUUGUGAUGCAUGUUAGCAGAUUCACAGAUGGUGAGAGAGACAUACUGAGAAAGUUUGAAGAAACUUUUGGUAGCAGAGCUAAAGAACAAACAAUCAUCCUGUUUACUCGUGGAGAAGAUCUGCAGAGUUCAGACAUGAGCUUGGAGGAUUUUUUGCAGGACUGCCAGGCUGAACUUAGGAACAUAGUUAAACAGUGUGGUGGAAGGUGUGUUGUUUUUGAGAAUAAAACCUCACGUCAGCAUCAAGUAGCAGCACUAAUGCAGACAGUGAACGAGAUGUUAAAUAAAUAG
Messenger RNA from Scomber japonicus (chub mackerel), 666 nucleotides. RefSeq names its product GTPase IMAP family member 9-like. Lineage: Eukaryota; Metazoa; Chordata; Actinopteri; Scombriformes; Scombridae. The transcript has 4 exons. The coding region runs from base 1 to 666 and encodes 221 amino acids. The record is from RefSeq and is a predicted model, not a curated record. Gene Ontology annotation, molecular function: GTP binding.